This is a messenger RNA of Closterium sp. Yama58-4, 1653 nucleotides long. NCBI's taxonomy places the organism in Eukaryota, Viridiplantae, Streptophyta, Zygnematophyceae, Desmidiales, Closteriaceae. The record is from the annotation of a GenBank genome assembly.
AUGUCCGCGAGGAAGCGCCGUAUGCAGGCCAGACGCAAGCGAGAUUUGCAGGACCAGACCGCCGAUGCUAAUGUCUUCCGUGUGGGUCUAGAAAGCAAAGGCAAGGGGGACGUUAGUGAGAAGGAGUCGUCGAGCGACUUUCUUGCGACGUUUCUUACCGAGAUUGGGAAGGCCAAGCUGCUGACCAGGGAAGAAGAGAUUGAGCUGUCCAGGAGAGUCAAGAAGUCUGUUGAGCUCCAAAAUCUACGAGCCAGGGUGUCUGAGGAGCUUGGUCGGGAGGCCACCCACUCCGAGUGGGCGAAGGCACAAGGCUGCUCGGUAUACUCACUGAGGAGGAAGCUGAGAGAGGGGGAGCUGGCUAGGCAUAAGCUGCUUGCGACAAACUUGCGACUCGUAGUCUCUGUGGCGAAGAAGUACCUAAGAUGUGGGGUUGAGCUCUCCGAUCUGGUUGCGGCGGGCACAAUGGGUCUGUCCAAAGGUGUGGAGAAGUUCGACCCGAACAGAGGCUACAAGCUCUCGACUUACGUUCACUGGUGGAUCCGACAGGCGGUAACACGGGCUGUUGCGGACCACUCCCGCACGAUCAGACUGCCUGUCCAUGUGCACGAGACCCUCGGAAGAUUGCGGAGGGCGAAAGCACAGCUCGCGAGCGAAGGGGAACUAGCCAACGUCAAGAAUCUCGCCAACACCUUGGGAUUGUCAGAGCGGAAAAUCGACAACGUCCUCAAGCUCAAGUACAAGACUAGGUCCAUGAAUGAGGAAGUGUCGCCAAACAACCGCAUGGAAGAGGGCUCGACAAUGGACAACUUUAUUGCAGAUCCAGAUGCGGAAACUCGCCCCUGGAAAGAGCUUGAAGCGGAUUUCCUCCAGGCCAAUGUGAAGAAUGUGCUGCUUGAUCAGCUUGAUCCUCGAGAACGGGACAUCAUCCGCCUAAGAUUUGGAUUUGGGAGGACGGAUGGAAGGACAAUGACUCUUGAUGUGAUCAGCCAGCGAUAUGGAGUCUCUAGGGAAAGGAUCAGACAGCUUGAAACUGUGGCUGUGCGCAAGCUGAAGCUUCUCAGCCAGGGCAAAGAGUUGCACAGCUGUGCCCUGUCAGAGAGCUUGUGGAGAUUGCUGGCGGGGGGAGGAGCGGAGGGCGGCAGACGGCUAUCGCCAUCGGUGGCGAAGACUACGGAAGCCGGGGCGAUCGGCAAUGAAACGACAAACUCUGCGGACGCGGUCGAAGAGGCGAGAGCGAUGACGGCGUUGCUGGUCAAGGCGCCGCGGACAGCCAUGGCCAACGCGCCGUUCCUCCAAGCGCUCUUGGACGCGCGGAGAGGAGGCUCCACGACGCUCUUCCUUCCGCUGAGCGGCUUCCGCGUGCUGGCGGACGCCGUGGGGUACGAUUACCCGCACUUCAACCGCAUCCUUAAGUACCACCUUAUACCCGACGCGCGCUACACUUUAGCGGAUCUCAAGGCGCUGCGGGAAGACAGCCUACUGCCGACCGCCGAGGGCAGCAAGUUGAAGGUGUUUUCGAGCCGCGGAUCGAAGAUCGUGUGGCUACAGGGGCGCUCCAUCAUCCCCGCGGCUGUGGCUAUACCGAACCUGUUUGUGGGGGAGCGCAUUGUUGUGCACGGGCUGAGUCAAAGGCUCAUUCCCCCCUCGUUUUAG